Messenger RNA from Chionomys nivalis (European snow vole), 1754 nucleotides. It is a transcript of the gene Nsg1, whose product is annotated as neuronal vesicle trafficking associated 1. Gene Ontology annotation, cellular component: endosome; membrane. The record is from RefSeq and is a predicted model, not a curated record. Gene Ontology annotation, molecular function: clathrin light chain binding. Lineage: Eukaryota; Metazoa; Chordata; Mammalia; Rodentia; Cricetidae. The transcript is spliced from 5 exons. The coding region runs from base 299 to 856 and encodes 185 amino acids. Gene Ontology annotation, biological process: clathrin coat assembly; endosomal transport; G protein-coupled dopamine receptor signaling pathway.
UCCACCGCAACCGCGUGCUCCUUUGUGCGGCCGAUCCGCGCGCGGGCGGCGCUGCGUCAAGGCGGAGGCGCAUCGGCGCGGCCCCACGCGCACUCCCGCGCGCGGCCCCCGGGAGCGGCAGGAAGGAGGCGGCGCGCGGAGGCGGGAGGCGCAGAACCCAAUCGCUGAUCCCCCGGCCGCGGCGCCGCCUCCGCCAUUGCUGCACGCGGGAGCGGGCGACGCGGAGCCUCGGAGCGCGCUUGGAGCCCAGACUUGCCGGAGCCGGGCGUGGGGCCGCAGCCUCGUGUCUUUCGCAACCAUGGUGAAGUUGGGGAACAAUUUCGCAGAGAAGGGCACCAAGCAGUCUCUCCUGGAGGAUGGCUUCGACACCAUUCCCUUGAUGACGCCCCUCGAUGUCAACCAGCUGCAGUUUCCACCCCCGGAUAAGGUUGUUGUGAAAACUAAGACUGAAUAUGAACCUGACCGCAAGAAGGGGAAAGCGCGUCCUCCCAAGAUAGCUGAGUUCACUGUCAGCAUCACCGAGGGGGUCACCGAGAGGUUUAAGGUCUCUGUGCUGGUUCUCUUUGCCCUGGCCUUCCUCACCUGUGUCGUCUUCCUGGUCGUCUACAAAGUGUACAAGUAUGACCGCUCCUGCCCUGAUGGCUUUGUCUUGAAGAACACCCAGUGCAUUCCAGAAGGCUUGGAGAGCUACUACACGGAGCAAGACUCCAGUGCCCGGGAGAAAUUUUACACUGUCAUAAACCACUACAACCUGGCCAAGCAGAGCAUCACGCGCUCCGUGUCGCCAUGGAUGUCAGUUCUGUCAGAAGAGAAGCUGUCAGAACAGGAGACUGAAGCUGCGGAGAAGUCAGCUUAGCAAGCUGGGCGGGUUCCCUACAAUGUGUCACUUGAAGGCAACAAAGGGACUUUGAGGGACAUUUCAUUAAAUAUAAUUACCGAUAAUUUAGAGGUUACUCAUUUACGGUGCAAUUGCUUCUGUUUGCUAAUGCUGCUUUGCAAAUAAAACCUGCUGCGGACCACCCACAGGCAUAAAAACAAGCACAUCUCAGCAUUGCUUAGAGAGCUUGAUGUCACUGUCCAUGCUGAGGAGUUUCAUUUAGCUCCUUCACUGGGAUUCACUGGAUGCUGUCAAAAGGUAAUUUACACUAGAUAUGCCAGGGGUCAGGCCAUCAGAGUAGUGCAUUUGGUGGGUUUCUUUUUUCCUUUAUGCCCCUUUGCUAUCUGCAGACCUUACUCCAUAGCCAUAUCUAAGUGAUCCUGUGCUUUGCUGGCAGCAGUACUGACUGCCAGGAUGCACUGUUAAGUGGCACAGAGAAAGGAAAGUGUGCACCAUGAUGCAACUCUGCCAGCCUCUUGGGAGGUUCUCUUUGGUGUGUGCACUGAGCAGAGCACAAGGUUGGGGUGGGGAGGAGCUGGCUCUCGGCCAGGGGGUGCAGAACCUGUUUUCCUGGGGGUGGGGUGUCUUCUGGUGUUGUGCUAGAUAGGAAGAAACCUCACUGGCCCCUUUCUUUCCUGUUAUGAAUAUGUUUGCACGUACAGCCCUGUAUGCAGGUGGGUUUUGGUUUUUCAUUUUAUUAGCUGGGUGGGUAAAGUGAAAAUGUAAUUUGGGUAAGCCAGGGCUACUGUAGCUUUUAAUCUGUGAACAGAUGUGACUCCUGUGUUAUGAGAAGGGGGCAGGACGGCUGGUGGGGGGCUGAUGUGGCACCUUGCAAAGAGAAUAUCUGAGUCCUCAAUCUUUGUAAGAAAAGUAUGUU